Molecule: messenger RNA, 3024 nt
Organism: Phyllopteryx taeniolatus (common seadragon)
Lineage: Eukaryota; Metazoa; Chordata; Actinopteri; Syngnathiformes; Syngnathidae
Gene: retreg3
Product: reticulophagy regulator family member 3
Exons: 9
Coding region: 549-2057 (502 amino acids)
Biological process (GO): reticulophagy
Source: RefSeq, a predicted model, not a curated record
AGAAUGUCCUUGCAUUUAUGGGUCAUUUAUGUGAUCUGAAAUAUCAUUUUUAAAAUACCUGUAAUUCCAACUCUAAUAUCAGCGCGUUUGAGUGACAAUGAAUUCGAUUUUAAACGUUAUAAUGAAAUUGAAGGAAAAUGUUACAGUACAGCAAUGAUGGUAAUUUCCAUCACUUAAUCAUUUGUUCGUCAACGUAGUACUUUGGCAGUAAAUGUCAUUAUUCCGAAUAUCCAAAACGCAGCAUGUCACUUCUGUCCAUGCGCAUUCCGAUUGGACGACAGAGGGCUCAGAAAAACAGGUUCCGCCAUAUUUGCAGUUCUACAACGAGACCUCCUACAUGCUAAAAUGUUCACACUUUUCACAAUGGCUUCGAUAACACCAUGGCUUCUAAUAUCGCCGAGCGGCUCCUCUUCGACACUCCGCCGGUGAUAUCGCUCUUAAAAGCGGCUAGCUUGUAGCAAGCCAAUGUUUUGCUGGCCGGCGCUGCUUAUCGUCCUCCUCCUCUUUGCACGUCAAGUGUUUCUUUCCUGACACGUUUGUGUUUCAAGAUGGCUCACACGCGGGGUAUGGAAGACGCGGCGGACGGUGCCGACGGCAAGUCGAGUUCCGGUGCCGCCGGCCUCCGAAGUCGACCGGGCUCCAGCGAGAGGGACGCUCGGGUGCGGGCGGCCAAAGCGGCGCUGCAGUGCCGGCUGGGGCCCUACGAGCCUCUGCUCACCUACCUGCAGUCGGUGCUGGCGUGGGAGAGACCCGUCCAGUGUCUGCUGCUCUACGUGCUGCUCAACGUUGUGUUCUGGUUCUUUGCACUGACGUCUCUGCGUCUGUUGUUCCUGCUGGCGUCCGGCCUGGCCUCGGUGGUCUGCGUUGACACAUGGAGGAACAAGAUUUGGCCGAAGCUCAGAGGUGCUCACAUGUAUCUACUCUUCAGAAACCAGGAUGAAUCCGAAAGCGAGAGCUGGGGCCUGGUGCAGCCCGGCAUCCUCAGCGUACCUGAGCUGUGCCACCACGUCGCCGAGGCCUGGGUCAGCGCAGUUGUUCUUGCGUCCAACGUGAUGCAGUUCAAACGACUCAACCCCGGCAGGUUUUGCAUCCUGACCUGCUGCCUCUUCUUCUCUUUGGCCGUGAUCGGACGCUACGUUCCUGGCUUGGUGCUUUCCUACUCGACUUUGUUGGCAACGCUCCUGGCCCCUCUGGCGGCCUACAACAGGGUUUUUCAGUGCGUGUUUGCGAAGCUUGAGCCGGUCCUACAGCGGCUGGACUUCAGCGUUUGCGGGUACAUGAUGUCCAAGCCGCUCGACAACCAGUUCCUGCGCUUGCCUCUACAUGGUGUCAUCUCAGGUGAAGGCAGCGACAGUGAGGAGGAGCUGGCAGCCUUCUGUCCUACGUUUGACGACAUCGUCGUGGCGAAGGAACUCGCUCUGACUGACUCCGAGCACUCCGACGCUGAGAUUUCCUACACAGACAAUGGGACAUUUAACCUAUCCCGGGGCCAGACGCCGCUGACCGAAGGCUCCGAGGAUCUGGACAAACACAGUGAUGCCGAGGAAUCUUUCGCUCAGGAUCUCCCGGACUUCCCUUCCAUCAACCCAGACGCCACCCUGAUGGACGACGACGACGACACCAGCAUCGGGCUGCCCAGCUUGGCUCUGUCCGGACUGCAGAGUCACCGAGCCUCCGCACUGGACGUGGACGCUCACCUGGACUCGGACCAGGAGGACCUGGACGCCGAAAUGUCCCUCAGUGGCCUGCCGCCCGUAUCCGACUUCAUGGGCGACCUGGCGGGUGACAUUGCCAGCAACAUGAUCCGGGCGGCGCUGGUCGGCGCCAUGCAGCCUCGACGUCCCUCCGCCCAGCGCAGGCGACCCCCCGCCAAGGUGGGCCCCCACCGCAGCUACCGGAAGCAGUCCAGCUCAGAGCUGGACACAGACUUUGACGUGGAAGACUUUGAGAUGCUGGAUCAGUCCGAAUUGAGCCAGAUGGAGUCUGUUGAAGAAGGGCAACAUAGAGAGAGCCAGGGCUCUAACUUCCUAUCCAGCCUGCUUGGUAAACCACAGUAAAAAAAAAAAAAAAAAAAAAAAAUCACUUUUAAUGCGUGUUGGAGUCUUGGAUAGUAGCAAAAUAUAUUUUAAAGUUCGACCCCCGUCUGUUCAGAAUCACCUUUAUCACUGAAUAGGUCUUGGAACACCCCAUUGUAUUGAUUGGAUAAUGAAUCACCAGCUUUCUUUUUUGGGAGGGGGGCACAUCCAAGUCUCUUUGUAGCCUGCGAGUUGCUGGAUUAAGAACGCUGUUAUUAAAUUGCCGCCCUCUUUCCCACAGAGGUUUAGGGCUAUGUAACCAACAUGGGACCAAAUCUGAUGUUCUCAUUUGAGCCAUUUGUGUUGCUUUCCCAGAAAGUUGUUUCUUCACAAGUUACAAGAGUUGCUGUGCUGCUGAUUUUUACUUUGCUGUUCUCCAAAGUUGCACGUCUCUGUUACUCAAAAGUGCAGUAGAUAUUUUGUGUAUUUAUCCUCCUACCAGUUGACUUCUGAUGCUACUCUGAUUUUCUUUAUUUUUUUUGCCAUGUGAACAAAUUCAGGCAAAUUCUGGAUUAAUUUGUCUUGCCCUUUACAUUACAUAUAAUCACCCUAAUGUAGUUGUAAAUUAUGCUGAUUUUUUUUUCAAGACGUACGUAUGUAUACAGUUCAUAGAUUUACUCGGUUUACUUGAAAGUAAACCAUUAUUACAGUAUUUUAGUCUGUAAAAGUGGCCCAUGAAUCUUGCGAGUAUGCCUGACUAAUAAAACUGACUUGGUCAGCCAUACACUACAGUUAUGUGAGCCACAGUUUAGUUGUGAUCAGAAUUCUAGACUUAAUGUGUGGUUUUUAGGAGAAAAGUCACUUUUCUGUAAACAAUCCGCACAAUAAAACAGCUGGAUUCACUUUACAAAGAACAAUUGACACUGCUCAAUUGUGUAUUUUCUUCUCUGCAAUCGUUUUUAUAUGUUUUGAUGUGCAAAUUAUAUUGAAUAAACCGUUUUCAACUAAA